This is a messenger RNA of Lathyrus oleraceus (garden pea), 520 nucleotides long. RefSeq lists its product as uncharacterized. NCBI's taxonomy places the organism in Eukaryota, Viridiplantae, Streptophyta, Magnoliopsida, Fabales, Fabaceae. The record is from RefSeq and is a predicted model, not a curated record. The transcript is spliced from 2 exons. Bases 1 to 504 code for a protein of 167 amino acids.
AUGAACAAUUCGGUGCUUCACAGUCACAACACUCCAACUUACUCUUCCUCUUCUUCUUCUCGUAAUCGUAGCCAAAGGGAUGUCCAUUACAGCUGUGGUUCUUGCGGUUAUGACCUUAACCUAUCCUCGUCCAACAGAAACACAUCCUCAAUAGAUUCGAAAUACGGAAAAUCAAUUAAACGAGGUAUGAUAUCAUUCUUCAACAUUGAUGAUACCAGGUUUACACAGGCUGAUGAGGUUCAAUGUGCUCCUCAUUUUUCUAAGAACUUGUUGUGGGGUUUGUUUCGUCGAAGAACGAAGCUUCGUUGUCGAAAGUGUUGCAACCAUAUUGGUUAUGCUUCACAAUCAUCGUCAUCACCGUCUUUUAUUCUAGUAUCAUCAAAUGGAACAGAACCAUCUCCUUCCACUGAAACACCGAGUCAAGUGAAGUACGAAAUUCGUAUCCGUGCCUUGCAGCCUUCAUCUUCCCUAGAUUAUGGAAAUGGAAUCUCUGUCUUAGCUUGAAAAAUUGCAUAUAUAA